Molecule: messenger RNA, 2621 nt
Organism: Clarias gariepinus (North African catfish)
Lineage: Eukaryota; Metazoa; Chordata; Actinopteri; Siluriformes; Clariidae
Product: transmembrane protein 238-like
Exons: 3
Coding region: 1306-1761 (151 amino acids)
Source: RefSeq, a predicted model, not a curated record
GGCUGUCCGAAAGCCCAAGAGCAUUCGCGUUGUGUAUUUUGCGAAGACAUUGCUGUGCAUGACAGGAGGCAGACGUUAUUUGUUGACCAUCAUGCCCCUCCCUCACUUUAAUUACAGUCAAUGCAACGAGUGAGGCGUUACACUUUGUGGACACCAAACACACUGUCCAAAAGCUUGGAGAUAGAUUAAGCACGGGUGUUGGAGGAAAGACUUGUGUAUCAAAGCUAAAAGUAGAUAAACAGAUCCACCAGAGAUUUGCAGGGUUUGUUCAAGAUGUCCUCUGGAGCCGAGGGUCCACAGAACAACGGGAGGAUAGCAGAGUUAGUUCAGAAUCCUUUCUACUGUGUGCAUGAGCCUGUACCUGCUGAGCCCCCUCUCUGGACUUACUACAAUAAACCUAUAAUUCUUUCAGUUAUUGGAGGGCUGGUAUUAUGCGGAGGCAUCGUGUUGUGUCUGCUGGUUGAGUUCGGCGUGGCUGAUGUGCCCAGUGGCAUGGGACCUGUCGGUCUGGCUGUUGGCAUCAUGUUCAUCGCAGUUGCACUUGUGUUGUUACCGAUCAUCAGGGAAAAACUGAGGCGCAGAGGAGUGAAGACGCGCCGCGCGCUUCAUAGGGAACAAGUGUGACCGAGUGAAAUGGUGACGAUCGACGUUCAUCCGGUGACCAGCAAUUAUUUACUUGUGAAGCAGAAAAUGUAUAUACAGGAUAGAGACGUAAAGCACAGAGAGGUUAAUAUAUAUCAUGUUGAAAUGUGUAAAAUGUCAGAUAAGCAGAACAUUUUGUUUCAUAAUGUGUGAAGUUUUUAGUUUAUUACAUUUUAUUUAUGUUCAGUGUAACUAAAUUUGAGACUGUAGCCUGUACAUAUUGUUUAAAUAGAGGUGGAACAAGUUUUUUCAGUCUUUUCGUUUCGUCCAUAAAGAACGACUGACCAUCUAAAAGAUCUUAUUCCAUGGUUUUCAGUAAUAUAAAUUUUUCUUAAAGAAGUGGUCGAGUGGAUUUUUUUUGUUUUCAGACCCUGAUAUGAGCAUCUUUAACCACGCUUCUAAGUGUGCAUACAUCAUCAUCUGCUAAAAUGUAUCCAUUAAAAUAUGACUGCUUCGCCUGGUGGAAGAUGAUACCAUAAGGCAAGAUAAAGGUGUAAUUCGUUGAGUCGAUCCUUGCCGAAGGCUUAUCCCUUACAAUGUACUUUGACCCUUUUACAGAACGCAUUUCCCUCAGAGUGACUGCACGGUGUACCGUUAACACCUGUGUCACUCGUAGCAGAAAUAUAUAUUUAGUGGAGAAAAAAAAAACACAUCGUGGUAGACAUGGAGAAAAGUGGUCAGGGAGUGGGUCGGUGCAAGUUCUCGUUUUGGUUUGCUGUAUUUCAUGACAUACUAGGACUCCUGAUCCUCAUGUCUGGUGUGUUCUGGGAUAUCUUUUUCAACGACCUUCUGAUCUACUCUGGAGCCGUGGUCAUUUUCCUCAGCCUUAUCUGGUGGGUGUUUUGGUACACUGGGAACAUCGAGGUGCCUCCUGCAGAACUGGAGGAUGACAUCGCUUUGUAUAAAAGGACCAAGGGAAUUUCUGGAGUGGUGCGCAAAGUCUCGGCUCGUCUCUCCAACGGACUUGGUUCUUUCAGGAGAAGCGGGAGAGGCAGUGCUGUCAGGGGAACCUCCCAACAAAAUGCCAGCAACAGCUCAAACAUCUGCAUGAUCUCCUAUGCAAACACGCAGCCACUGGGACCAUCUAACUCCCUGAACAGGGAACCGUUAUCCAUAUGAUCCACAGCAGUGUGAAGAAGGCAACCUCUGGACAGCUGUGCCAUGUCGAGCAAGCACAUGACUGGAAUAUGUUGGAAAUAUAUUUGUAAUUUUAUGACUUUUUUUUUGUUUCAUAUUUAUAAUACUGUAUAAAUGUUCUAUUUAACACAAUAUUGUCUGGAAUAUUUUUGUUAUAUGAUAAAGCGCAUAGCACAUGAAAUAAAAUAUAAACGUGAAACUUCAAUUUCAACAAACAUAAGUUUAAUUAUGGUAAAUCUAUCCCUUUAACAAAAAACCCCUGACAUGAAUCAUAUUUUGUUUUCAUUAACACAAGUAAGACGAAUUAUGCUCAAAAGUUCACAUUUCCCUUUUUCCUUAUCUAGCUUUUGCAUUUUCACAUGUCAGAUUAGCCACACCUUUAACUGCUUCACCUGAUUGCUUACUCUUUCUUCUCAUAUCUGUACUGUUCCUAUUCAAAUCAAGAACAAUGACUGAGACGGUCAUGACAAAAUGGCUUUAUGUAUUUUUAAAAAAAUCCUAAUUCUAUUUCUUGUACAAUAUAUGGUAAUGUUAAUCUAAUGUAAAAAAAAAUAGGUUAUGCAAACUAAGCUGUAUUGUAAUAUAACAUCAGCAUUGCAGUUAGCUGGGAAAAAAGAAUAGUUUAACAGAACUAUGAGUAUGAAUACUUAUGAUUGACAGACACUUUUGAGAUGUACUCUGGAAAACACAAUAUUGUGUUUUUUAAACUGUUUAUAGGAACAAGACAAUUUUUGUCAGCUGAAUACAAUUUAAAGGACAUUUUUUCUGCUAAAACAAAAUAUCUUAAAAUAAAACAGUGUUGAUGUCACUUAAAGAAACAAUCUGUGACCCUUCUUAAAUCC